This is a messenger RNA of Acanthosepion pharaonis, 519 nucleotides long. The record is from the annotation of a GenBank genome assembly. NCBI's taxonomy places the organism in Eukaryota, Metazoa, Mollusca, Cephalopoda, Sepiida, Sepiidae.
AUGGUCAAAGGUGGCGCCACUUCUGCCUAUUCAUAUCUACCUAUUUAUCUAUUUCACUCUAUUCACAUCUAUCUAUCUAUCUAUCUAUCUAUCUAUCUAUCUAUCUAUCUAUCUAUCUAUCUAUCACCAUCUACUAAUAAAGAAAAUCUAAUUUACUUUUAUCUCAACAUAUUCAUAUCUAAUUAUAUUCAUAUCUAUCUAUCUAUCUAUCUAUCUAUUUUUAUGUCAGUCUGUUCAUUUCUAUCUAUUUAUCUGUUCAUAUUCAUGUCAGUACAUUCAUAUCUAUCCAUAUUUAUAUCAAUCUGUUCGUAUCUGUCACAGUCUAUCUGUCUAUCUAUCUACAUAACUGUCUCAAUUUAUGUCAGUCUGUUCAUAUCUAUCUAUCUAUAUCAGUCUAUUCUUAUAUAUCUAUCUAUUUUCCUCUUUAUCUUAGUCUAUUUAUAUCUAUCACGUUAUAUUGAUAUCUAUCUAUCAGUAGAUACUGAAAGUUUAGUCGUUUGUUCAGGUUUUGGGCAGUAA